Molecule: messenger RNA, 609 nt
Organism: Cavenderia fasciculata
Lineage: Eukaryota; Evosea; Eumycetozoa; Acytosteliales; Cavenderiaceae
Exons: 2
Coding region: 1-609 (202 amino acids)
Molecular function (GO): acyltransferase activity, transferring groups other than amino-acyl groups
Source: RefSeq, a predicted model, not a curated record
AUGACAACAACAACAACAAAGAGCAAAGAAAUAUUUAUUCAAGAAGCAAUCAUAGAAACAUCAAGAUUAAUCUUGAAUGAAAUAACUCAUGAUGAUGUUGAAUUUAUCUUUAAACUGUGGAAUGAUGAUAUUGUAUCUAGAUGGAUAGGUAAUAGAGGUAUAAAUGAUUUAAAUGGAGCACAUAGAUGGAUAGAUGAGAAUCCAAUCUUGGGAUAUAAAAGAGAUGGGUUUGGAUUAUGGUUGGUUAGAAUCAAAGAAACAUUGGAGCCAAUUGGGAUGAUUGGAUUGGUAAAUCGAGCACAAAAAGUAAUAAGACAAGAUGAGAUCAACAUUGGCUUUUCACUCAUCACUGGUCAUCGUUCCAAGGGAUAUUGUUAUGAAGCUGCCAAAGAAGUAAUGGAAUACGCUAAAAAGAGAAAUGUCCAUGUCGUAGGAUCAACUCAUAUUGACAAUAUAAACUCUAAAAAGGUAUUGGAAAAGUUGGGGUUAAUCUAUCACAGUAGUUUCUCAAUUCCUGGUUUCAAUGGUGAAUAUAUUUUAUUGGUUCAAGAAAAAGAUAAAGAAUUAGAAGGAAAAGAAGAAAAACAAGAAGAAGAAAGAAAUGAUUAA